AUGGAAGAGAACCAACGGUCUAAAGACCAACAACGAAUUAUCACAUUGCUAUUAAACGAACAAUUUGAGUUAAGGUCCAGCGUAAUAAAUUCAGAGAUACUUGAAGAGGAUGAUUUAAUUACUGACUCACUUACAAAAGGAGAACAAAUUGUCAGUCGGAUGGAUAAAACUAUUGGUUCAAUUGCUUCUUUAUUCAGUGGAGCACACACCACCAUAGAUGAGUUAAAUAAUAAAUUAGAAGAAGCAACUAACAAUAAAGUAGAUAACACUAUUGAUUCAUUAAAGAAAGAUAAAAUGUUAUUACAAAAUGCUAUUGACUCAAUCAACCAAGUUGGUGAUAUGUUAAAAUUGGAUAAUGGAAUACAAGAAAGAAUUGGUAAUGUAAGUACAUUUGAUGAAUGUGUUAAUUUACUUCAAGACUGUAUUAAAAUUUAUCAAUUUAUGAAUGAUAGAAAAGAGUAUCAAUUUUAUAGUACUCAUGAAACAGAUACAAAGAGUCAUUUACAAAUAGUUUAUGAUAAAACACUAGUAUUUUAUAAUGACUUAUUUGUUGAGAUUAGUAAACCAGAAAGUGUUUCACAAAUCUUAUCAAAAGAGUCAUACAUUGAAACAGAGUAUCUUCAAAUGUUAAAGAAAGCUAUGCCAAUAAUAUUUGAAGCUGGGACAUUGUUAAGAGCUAAUGCCCAUGAUGUUUUUGCUGUAAUAUUUGAAAAUAGAAAAGAAUAUUUGUUAGAAGUUAUUCAAAAGAUUACUUUACCAUUAUUAACUGAAAGUGAUGAAAUUGUAGAAUAUACAGUGGGAUAUACUAAUGGUAAAAAUGCAUUUAUUACUACAAUGAAGCAUGUUCUUUCUUUAUUUCAAAACGAACGUAUUUUUCAACAAGACAUUCUUCAAAAUGAUUUUGAUAAAUUCUUUGUUGGAACUACUGACGAACCAUUCACUGCUUUUAUUGAUUUAUACACAUCAUUUGCUUCAACAUUACAAACACUGGAUACUCCAUUUAUUGUUUUCCCAUUACUUGAUAUACUCGAAGUUUAUGAAAAUAUGAAAGCUGAUUUCACUAAUGCACUUAAAAUAAAUGAAGAUCCAAAGAAUAAAUCAAAAGGAUUUAUUGCAUUAGAAAAAGGAUUUAAUGUUCUAACGUCAUCAUUUACAUUUGGUAGUGAUAAAAAAGAAGAAGAAGAGGAAGACGAUUUAUAUGUUGAAGAUACAACAGGAGAUAAAAGAGACUCUCAGACUAAAAGAGUAGAUGCAUUAUUUGAUACAAUGUAUACAAAUGUUAAAACAUUAUUAAUUAAAUUUAGAGAUGAAGUACUUAUAGAUUCUACAUUAAAUAAAAUAUUCUCAUGGACAGAGAGUAGUAUUCCAGUAGAUGGAACUGUAUCUCAACUUGCAGCUGAUACAAUGCAUUACCUUUCUAAAUUAGAGAAAUAUCUUCCACAACUAUCUAGUUAUAUUAGUAGAAUGUAUAGAGAAGAAAAUAAACAAAAUAGUAAUGGAACAGAAGAUGAAGGAUAUGUGGGAAUGUUUGUUGAUGUAUGUAUUCAAAACUUGUGUCAAAUGAUAGAGGCAAGAGCAGCAAAAGAAAAGUCAAGAUUAGGAAAAAUAUUUAAAAUAAAUAAUUACGCAUUUAUUAUGAAUGUAUGUAUGUUAGAUGGAUUUGAAAAAUUAUUUGGAACAAGUCUACAAAAGAAAAUAGAAAGUGAUUUUUCAACAAAAAAAGAAAAUGCUAUUCAUGAUUAUAAAGACUCUCUUCAACCAAUUUAUGAAACUUUAAAUGCUAGACCUAGUAAAAGUGAACAAAUUAAAAAAGCUUUUACUUCAUUUAAUAAAGAUUUCCAAGCACUUCAUACAGUAUCUAGUGGAUAUUCAGUUUAUAAUGACCAAUUAAAAGAAGAGUUAAGAAGUGUAUUAAAAGAACAAAUAUCAGAACCAUACACUCUUUUCUAUAACAACUAUGAAAAAGUUAAAUUUACUCAAAAUCCUACUAAAUACUUCCUUUAUACUCCUCAAAUGGUUGAACAAUGUAUUCAAUUAAUGUUUGAAGCUAAAACGGAUGUUAAUGGUGAAUCAAAAGAACUUACUGAUUAUAUUCCUGAUUUCCUACAAAAUGUACCUCAUUUUGUUCCUAAAAUGUCUACUAUUACUUCUUUAGCUACUCCUUUACAAAAUCUUCCACAACAUUUAAAAAAUCUAUCUCAUAAACCUGUGGAUAUUGUUAAAGAAACUCCAAAAGUAAUUAAAAACCCACUUAAGAGUACUAAGAAGUUUAUUAAGAAUAUGAAUCCAUUCUAA
Entamoeba dispar SAW760 is the source of this 2295-nucleotide messenger RNA. RefSeq lists its product as uncharacterized. The coding region runs from base 1 to 2295 and encodes 764 amino acids. The record is from RefSeq and is a predicted model, not a curated record. NCBI's taxonomy places the organism in Eukaryota, Evosea, Mastigamoebida, Endamoebidae. The transcript has a single exon. Gene Ontology annotation, cellular component: exocyst. Gene Ontology annotation, molecular function: phosphatidylinositol-4,5-bisphosphate binding. Gene Ontology annotation, biological process: exocytosis.